Symbiodinium pilosum is the source of this 1179-nucleotide messenger RNA. The record is from the annotation of a GenBank genome assembly. Lineage: Eukaryota; Dinophyceae; Suessiales; Symbiodiniaceae.
AUGAAGCCACCGAUAAUAUGCGACACCGGAACCGGAGUCAUCAAGGCGGGCUUCGCGGGUGAACAAGAGCCGUCUGUCGUAUUGCCAAACCUGCUUGGCCGUCCCAUGCUUCGAGCCGAUAGCGGUAUUGGGUCUUGCCAGAUUGAUGAUAUCAUGGUUGGUGAUGAAGCGAAUGCUGCAAGGUCAUUGCUCCAGCUGACGCGACCCAUCCAAAAUGGUGUUGUCAAAGACUGGGAAGGCAUGGAGGCGGUGUGGGAUUACACCUUCAAAAAGCUUGGUAUCAACCCAGCGGAACACAAGGUGCUGCAGACGGAAGCAGCCCUGAAUCCUCCAAGGAACCGCGAGCGCAUGGUUGAGAUCAUGUUUGAGCGCUAUGGCUUCACCGCAGUGAACGUAUCAGUUCAGGCCAUUUUGGCAUUGAAUUCCCGUGGCCUGGACUCGGGUUUCGUGGUUGAUUCCGGGGACGGUGUCACACACUUGGUCCCCAUCAGCGAGGGAUACCUGGAGCCGGCACUGGUGCAAAGGGUGAAUCUUGCUGGGAGACAUGUGACGGAGCAGUUGAUGAAGCUGCUCGUAGGGCAGGGCCAUCCUUUGAAUUCGACCGCAGAUUUCGAAACUGUCCGCGAGGUCAAGCAGAAGCUCUGCUACAUUGCUCACGAUCCAGAGGCAGAGAGGAAACUGGCUCGCGAGACAACGCUGGUAGACAGACAGUAUGUUCUUCCUGACAGUCGCAGCAUGCGAGUCGGAGCUGAGCGGUUCCUUGCUCCCGAGAUUCUAUUUAAUCCUGCCUUGGGUGGCUAUGGUGACGGCGACGGUUUGGCCGAUUUGGUUUUCAACACAAUACGCAAGUCUGAUAUCCAUGUUCAGAAGGACUAUUUUCAACAAAUUGUGCUUUCUGGCGGAACGACCAUGUUUCCCGGUAUGUCAUCGAGGUUGGAGAAGGACCUGAGGGCGCUGUACUUGCAGAACGUGCUUGGUGGUGACACAUCUCGCCUUUCCAAGUUCAAAGUCCACGUCGAGGAUCCUCCUGACCGUAGACAUAUGGUCUUCUCGGGUGCAUCCCUCAUGGCCGAAGCCUACGAGCAGCAGGCGAACCCCAGGUAUUGGAUUACCCGCGAGGAAUACCUGGAAAGUGGUGCUGGUGCCGUCCAGAGAUUGAUUCCCACCAAGUUGGCGUGA